Messenger RNA from Talaromyces atroroseus, 1092 nucleotides. RefSeq lists its product as hypothetical. Gene Ontology annotation, cellular component: fungal-type vacuole; cell periphery. The transcript has 2 exons. The coding region runs from base 1 to 1092 and encodes 363 amino acids. Gene Ontology annotation, biological process: positive regulation of catalytic activity. NCBI's taxonomy places the organism in Eukaryota, Fungi, Ascomycota, Eurotiomycetes, Eurotiales, Trichocomaceae. The record is from RefSeq and is a predicted model, not a curated record.
AUGGCCCAGGUUGCGCGAGACUCUUACUUUGUCCCGCCAAUUGCCAAUAACUCCUCUAUAGGCGUCUCGCUGGAAGCUGAUGCUCACGCCCCAUCAGCGUCUUAUAUCGAUGUCCCCGAAACGAGUCAUACACAGUCUUCUCGUCCGCUAACAUCGGGGACAAAUGGAUCUGCAUCGCAGACUUGGUCGUACCCCGUCCGGACUCUACCUGGUUGGGUGAGAUCCCUCGUCGUUCCCGAAGACGAGCCUGAUGCCUCAACAAGACUUUUACCAGCCGAGAUAAACGACGCAUUGAUAGCACAGCACAACCACUCCCCGCACGAGACAUCGAAACAGGACCGCAACAAAAUCCUCAAACUCGAAUCAGAUGGACUAGUUUCGACGGCCACAGAGACACGCCAAUCGCGCUGGAAACUUUUCACUCAGUCAGCUGCCUACGCUCGUACCGAAGCCGGCAUAGAAGAGAAACAAGUUUCGUUCGAUUGGCUAAAUGAUAAUCUGGGUGACUAUUCUCAACCCUGGAAUGCUAGCAACGAUGUUUCGGAUGCAGAACUUGGCUGGACUCCACGGCGUCGAAGCUUCAUUGAGCGUCUGCAAAGGCAGUUGUUACGCAGUCCGAUCGUACCGCUGAUCCUGCGGCUCACAGUCUGGAUAUUCUCUGUGUGUGCCCUUGCACUUGGUGGGUCACUCCACUACUUGUCGGGUAAGCUUCAUCGAAAUCAGGGUCCGUCGCCGGACAUGGCUAUCAUUGUUGAUGCGGUGGCCUUGGUUUAUUUGGUGUACAUCACCUAUGAUGAGUAUGCUAGCAAGCCGUUGGGUCUUCGCUCCCCGAAAGCGAAAGUGAGGCUGAUUUUGCUGGAUUUAUUUUUCAUCGUCUUUGAUUCGGCCAAUUUAAGUCUUGCCUUUGAGUCUUUGAGUGAUGUAACAGGCUCUUGCACGAAUGCUGUCAUCAACGACGAACCGGAUGAGAGGAGUGAUGUAUUGUGUGUUCGACAAAAGGCACUUGCCUCAGUCCUCCUUGUGGCAUUGAUUGCGUGGCUGCUGACUUUUGUUGUCAGUGUGUUCCGGUUGGUAGAAAGGGUUGCGAAGUGA